UGGAAAGAAGCAGCUGGGUGCGAUUUUGCAAGGAGACUGAAGUGCUGUAAAUAAAUCGCGAAAAGGGGGCAUUCAAGCUAUAUCUUAAAGGAACCAUCAACACGGAAACGUGAUUGCAGUCUCCUAAGAAGAAAAGAAAAUCUGGCACAAUGACAGCUGCGGAGAAUGUGUGUUACACCCUCAUAAAUGUUCCGACUGACUCGGAACCUCCAACAGAGAUAAGCCUGAAAGCAGAUUUGGAAAAGGGAGAAAUCAAGGCAAAGACGGAGGCCUUGAAGAAGGUGAUCGUCAUGAUCCUGAACGGAGAGAAGCUUCCCGGCCUUCUGAUGACCAUCAUCCGCUUUGUUCUGCCUCUGCAAGACCACACGAUCAAGAAGCUGCUGCUGGUCUUCUGGGAGAUCGUGCCCAAGACCACGCCAGACGGGAAGCUGCUGCAGGAGAUGAUCCUGGUCUGUGACGCCUACAGAAAGGACCUGCAGCACCCCAAUGAGUUCAUCCGCGGCUCCACACUGCGCUUCCUGUGCAAGCUGAAGGAGUCGGAGCUGCUGGAGCCCCUGAUGCCGGCCAUUCGCGCCUGCCUGGAGCACCGGCAUAGCUACGUGCGCAGGAACGCCGUCCUGGCCAUCUACACCAUCUACAGAAAUUUUGAAAAUCUGAUCCCAGAUGCUCCGGAACUGAUCCAUGACUUCCUUGUAAAUGAGAAGGAUGCCAGCUGCAAAAGAAACGCUUUCAUGAUGCUGAUCCAUGCUGACCAGGACAGAGCGCUGGAUUACCUCAGCACCUGCAUUGAUCAGGUUCAUACAUUCGGAGACAUCCUCCAGCUGGUUAUUGUGGAGCUGAUCUACAAGGUGUGCCAUGCCAAUCCUUCGGAGCGUGCACGCUUCAUCCGCUGCAUCUACAACCUGCUGCAGUCCUCCAGCCCCGCAGUCAAGUACGAAGCCGCAGGGACACUCGUCACUCUGUCCAGCGCACCCACGGCCAUCAAGGCUGCUGCUCAAUGCUACAUUGAUCUGAUCAUCAAGGAAAGUGACAACAACGUGAAGCUGAUCGUCCUGGAUCGACUGAUCGAGCUGAAGGAGCACCCCACCCAUGAACGUGUGCUUCAGGAUCUGGUGAUGGACAUCUUGCGGGUUCUGUCCACUCCGGAUCUGGAGGUUCGUAAGAAGACUCUGCAGCUGGCCCUGGACCUGGUCUCAUCCCGCAAUGUGGAGGAGCUGGUGAUUGUCUUGAAAAAAGAGGUGAUCAAGACCAACAAUGUGACGGAGCACGAGGACACAGACAAGUACAGACAGCUGCUGGUCCGCACCCUCCACUCCUGCAGCGUGCGAUUCCCAGACAUGGCCGCUAACGUCAUCCCUGUGCUAAUGGAGUUCCUGAGUGACACCAAUGAAGCAGCCGCGGCCGAUGUGCUGGAGUUUGUACGGGAGGCCAUCCAGAGAUUUGACAACCUGCGGCCACUUAUCAUUGAAAAGAUGCUGGAAGUCUUCCACGCUAUCAAGACUGUCAAGAUCUACAGAGGGGCACUUUGGAUUCUGGGAGAGUACUGCAGCACCAAGGAGGACAUCCAGAGUGUAAUGACCGAGGUCCGCAGGUCCCUGGGAGAGAUCCCGAUAGUGGAGAACGAGAUUAAGAAAGAGGCGGGAGAAGUGAAGCCUGAGGAGGAAGUGACUGCGGCUCCUGCUCAGAAGCUGGUGACUGAGAUGGGAACCUACGUGACACAGAGUGCGCUCAGCUCCUCCCGGCCCUCCAAGAAAGAAGAAGACAGACCUCCUCUGCGAGGAUUCUUAUUGGACGGCGAUUUCUACGUGGCAGCCUCUCUGGCGACAACCCUGACCAAAGUGGCCCUGCGCUACGUCUCCAUCGUUCCAGACAAAAAGAAGCAAAACUCGUUUGUGGCUGAGUCGAUGCUGAUCAUGGCCACCGUGCUCCACCUCGGCAAGUCCUCUCUGCCCAAGAAGCCAAUCACGGACGACGACGUGGACCGCGUCUCGCUCUGCCUCAAGGUCCUGUCCGAAUGCUCACCGCUUAUGAGUGACAUCUUCAACAAGGAGUGCCGCAAGUCCCUGUCUCACAUGCUGACGGUCAAGCUGGAGGAGGAGAAGCUCUCACAGAAGAAAGAGUCGGAGAAGCGGAAUGUGACGGUGCAGGCGGACGACCCCAUCUCUUUCAUGCAGCUGACCGCCAAGAACGAGACCUCCUCCAAGGAGGACCAGUUCCAGCUCAGCCUGCUGGCCGCCAUGGGCAACACCCAGAGGAAGGAGGCAGCCGACCCGCUGGCUUCCAAACUCAACAAGGUAACCCAGCUGACCGGGUUCUCUGACCCUGUGUACGCCGAGGCCUACGUCCAUGUCAACCAGUACGACAUCGUGCUGGACGUCCUCGUGGUCAACCAGACCAGUGACACCCUGCAGAACUGCACCCUGGAGCUGGCCACCCUGGGUGACUUGAAGCUUGUCGAAAAGCCCUCCCCCCUCACGCUGGCCCCACACGACUUCGCCAACAUCAAGGCCAACGUCAAAGUGGCCUCCACGGAGAACGGCAUCAUAUUUGGGAACAUAGUGUACGACGUGUCGGGGGCUGCCAGCGACAGGAACUGCGUGGUGCUGAGUGACAUCCACAUCGACAUCAUGGACUACAUCCAGCCCGCCUCCUGCACCGACGCCGAAUUCCGUCAGAUGUGGGCGGAGUUUGAGUGGGAGAAUAAGGUGACAGUUAACACCAAUAUCACGGAUCUGAACGAGUAUCUCCACCACAUCCUCAGCUCCACUAAUAUGAAGUGUCUGACACCAGAAAAGGCUCUCUCUGGGUUCUGCGGGUUCAUGGCCGCCAACCUGUACGCCCGCUCCAUCUUCGGCGAGGACGCCCUGGCCAACGUGAGCAUCGAGAAGCCCAUCCACCUGGGACCCGACGCUCCCGUCAAUGGCCACAUUCGCAUCCGAGCCAAGAGCCAGGGCAUGGCGUUGAGUCUGGGCGACAAGAUUAACUUGUCUCAGAAAAAGAGCAAUGCAUAAAAGGACCUGCCCCUGGAGACCAGCUGAGACGUCCGUGUCCGUAGGCCCGGGUCACCUGCACCAGCUGUGGCUUGUCAUUCCCUCUAGUCUUUUUGUAUCGCUUAUCCCUACCCUCCAAGCUGAAGUACGUUAAGUGCCCGUUUAUUGCUGAUUGCCUCAACCCUGUUACUGUGUGUGUGUGUGUUUGUGUGUUUGUGUGUUUGUGUGUGUGUGUGUGUGUGU
This is a messenger RNA of Megalops cyprinoides (Indo-Pacific tarpon), 3233 nucleotides long. RefSeq names its product coatomer subunit beta. The coding region runs from base 150 to 3011 and encodes 953 amino acids. The record is from RefSeq and is a predicted model, not a curated record. Lineage: Eukaryota; Metazoa; Chordata; Actinopteri; Elopiformes; Megalopidae. Gene Ontology annotation, biological process: intra-Golgi vesicle-mediated transport; endoplasmic reticulum to Golgi vesicle-mediated transport; intracellular protein transport. Gene Ontology annotation, cellular component: cytoplasm; COPI vesicle coat. Gene Ontology annotation, molecular function: structural molecule activity. The transcript has 22 exons.